AUAAGAAACAGAGAAUGCCUUGGAGAGUCUCGGAGAACAGAGGUGAAAAUCUUUGAGGAAAGUUAAAUGAAUUCAUCAAAUUCACCAUUUUUUCUUCAAUUCCUGUUCAUCUUCUUCGCCAAUUUUCUAUUUCACGAAACACCAUUUCACGUUUUAGGUCAACAAACCGAAGAUUCUCAACAUGGAUAUGGGUUUGGGGGCAGAGUUCUUAUGAGUUUGAAAGAAAAACCCGCAGGAAGUAACUUUACCUUUGAUUGUGCUCCUUCUGGUCCUUGUGUUCCUUGCAUCUACUCUGAGAAGGGUGAUGAGAAAUAUCGCUGCAGUGAGACAGGGUAUCGAAUUCCAUUCAAAUGUGAAGAGAGUAAAGGUUCAAAGAAGGAUGCUGAGAAAACAAAUCCUAAGAAAACUCGGACUGCUUUGGAAAUCUCUAGUAGUAUUGCAAAAUCUCAUAAAGUUUCACAUGUUUUUGGAGCGGUAAAAACUUCGCAGCCACAUAGAACUUUACUGGAUGAUUCAUUGGCUUCAAAUAAUAAGUCACAAGCUUAUGUCACUUAUAGAAGCUGUAUACCCGCAGAUUCUGAAGAGAAGUUAUCAGUGCUUGGUUUUGAGGGUGUUGUGAUAUUCUUGUUGCUCAUUAGCGGAACAUUUGUAUACCUGAAAAAAAAGAGGGCCGCCGCCAUGUCCGGUUAUGUAGCAGCCGGAAGAGGUCAACCAAACUCUCGGUUUUAAAAUACAAGACUGCUGUAUGAUGAGAUUUCUUCCACUCUGAAACUUUUUUUUCCUUCCAUUUUUUUAAUUACAAUGUAUGAUAUUUGAUUGUUAUAGGAAAUGUUGUGUUUCAGCAAUAUUAUUUUUUUUUGUAGUGAUUCAAAUGUUGUAUACUAGUGACAUGAAAUGUAGUGUUACUGUUAUACCAUAAUUCUACAAAUGCAAUGGAGAAUCCUUUUUCUUAAUCAA
This is a messenger RNA of Vicia villosa (hairy vetch), 957 nucleotides long. RefSeq lists its product as uncharacterized. The transcript has 4 exons. NCBI's taxonomy places the organism in Eukaryota, Viridiplantae, Streptophyta, Magnoliopsida, Fabales, Fabaceae. The coding region runs from base 67 to 729 and encodes 220 amino acids. The record is from RefSeq and is a predicted model, not a curated record.